UAAGAUAUAUUCCUCACAUAGAUCGCUGAGAUUCAAUUAAACACCACCACCUCGAUCUUUAUUCAUGAGUUUUGGGUAACUGCACUUCUUUAUUUUUGCUAAAUCCUGUACUUUGUUUUGUUGAAGAAAACUAAAGAGAUGCUAUUUCAAACCGUCCCACAUCGGUUAGGUACAGAAAGUUAGUCAUAAGCUUUGCACUAUAAAACAGGAAACAGGAGCAUGCAUUCAACUAAUACCUUUCUCGGCCUUUUGGCUAAGAUCAAGUGUAGUAUCUGUUCUUAUCAGUUUAAUAUCUGAUAUGUGGGGAUAUUAACUCUAUUUUUUUAGGGAGGAAAACUCGUCAAGAUAGCUUGCUAUUUGGGUUUCUGUGAAUCGUUCAUGCGUUGCACUAGUGCACGGGACUGGCUCAACCCACCAAACCAAUAGUUCAACUCUUUCUUUUUUUUUUGAACAACUAGCUCAACUCUUUCUCUUCAACAAGAUAAGCUAAACUCAAAUAUCGAGAUUUUUUUCCAUCUCUGGUUUUGUUUUCAUUAAAGAUGAUUAGAACACUAUUCAUAUGUUUACUACAUGUAAAUAAAAGACGAGGCAAAGCAUAUGUUGUAACUAGUACAUGUGUAAUAAUGUUUUGUAAUUGCUUAAAAUCUAAAUAAGUUGCAAUUGAAAUGAGCUUGCUCUCACGAGACUGAAGAAACAGGAACGCACAUGUGUUCAAAGCUACAAGCUUUGUCCUCGAGGAUCAAGCAAGCUUCCUCCAAUGGAAAAUGGCGGGAAGUGCUCUCUAGUUAUUCAGAGAUAGAGACGACAUCUGGAACUCAACUUGACGACCCUUUCCUCUUCCCCAUCGUUUUCAAAGCUUGUGGUAAGCUCUCAUGGCUGUCACGAGGCAGAUGCAUCCACGCGAGUCUGUACAAGAGAGGGUUUGAGUCUUUUGUCUCCGUCGGGAACUCCAUCGCUGACUUCUACAUGAAAUGCGGAGACUUGUGUUCCGCCACGCGAGCGUUUGACUGUAUGACCUCGAGAGACUCUGUUUCUUGGAACGUCGUCGUUUUCGGGUUUCUCGAUCAUGGUUUCGAUGAAGAAGGGCUACGGUGGUUUUCGAAGUCGAGAGUUUGGGGCUUUGAGCCUAAUGUUUCGACAUUGGUUCUUGUGAUUCACGCGUAUCGUAGUUUGCGAUGGUACGCUGAUGGAGAGAAGAUUCACAGCUACGUGAUCCGUAGUGGAUUUUAUGGGGUUUCCUCUGUUCAAAAUUCGAUCUCGUCCUUGUAUGCAGAAUGUGAUUCAUCAAACGCACGCAAACUGUUCGACGAAAUGUCUGAAAGAGAUGUUAUUUCAUGGAGUGUUGUGAUCAGAAGUUAUGUGCAAAGCCAAGAACCUGUUUGUGGGUUGAUGUUGUUCCAAGAGAUGGUUAAUGAGGGGAAAACAGAGCCUGAUAGUGUAACCGUGACAAGUGUUCUCAAGGCAUGUGCUGUUCUUGAGGAUGUUAAUAUGGGAAGAUCAGUUCAUGGGUUUUCUAUACGUAAAGGGUUUGAUUUGGGGGACUUGUUUGUGCGCAAUUCACUCAUCGAUAUGUAUUCCAAAGGGUUUGAUGUUGAUUCAGCGUUUAGAGUAUUUGAUGAGACGACUUGUAGAAACAGUGUGUCAUGGAAUUCGAUUUUGGCCGGGUUUGUACACAACCAAAGGUAUGAAGAGGCUCUUAAGAUGUUUGGUUUGAUGAGAAAAGAGGCGGUUGAAGCUGAUGAAGUUACUCUCGUGAGUCUUCUUCAGGUUUGCAAGUUCUUUGAGCAGCCAUUGCCCUGCAAGUCAGUACACUGCGUGAUGAUCCGGUUUGGAUAUGAGUCUAACGAAGUUGCCUUGAGCUCUUUGAUUGAUGCAUAUACAAGCUGCAGUCUUGUUGAUGAUGCAAGAGCCGUGUUUGAGUCGAUGGCGUACAAGGAUGUGGUGUCAUGUAGCACAAUGAUCUCUGGAGUAGCUCGUUCUGGAAGACCAGAUGAAGCCAUUUCAAUCUUCUGUCAGAUGAAGGAUAAGCCCAACGCCGUCACCGUGGUUAAUCUUCUUGACGCAUGCUCUGUUUCAGCAGACUUGAGAAAAUCCAAAUGGGCACAUGGAAUAGCUAUCCGGAGAGGCUUAGCCACAGCUGACAUCUCAGUUGAUACCUCCAUUGUUGACGCAUACGCAAAAUGUGGCGCCAUAGAAAUGGCGAGGAGAGCAUUCAAUCUAGUCCCUAGGAAAAACGUCGUCUCUUGGACAGUGAUCAUAUCAGCGUACGCUAUAAAUGGUUUACCGGAGAGAGCAUUAGCAUCGUUUGAGGAAAUGAAACGAGAAGGUUACGCACCAAACGCUGUGACUUAUCUGGCGGUUUUAUCAGCUUGUAAUCAUGGAGGACUGAUCAAGCAAGGUCUCAUGAUCUUCAAAUCAAUGUUUAAAUAUCACAACAAACCUUCGUUGCAGCAUUACUCUUGUCUUGUUGACUUGCUUAGCCGAGCUGGAGAGAUUGAAACAGCCAUGGAACUAAUCAAGAACCUUCCUGAAGACGUAAAACCCGGGGCUAGUGCUUGGGGAUCAAUUCUUAGCGGCUGCAGGAACCGUUUGAAAAGUGGGAUCAUUACCACAGAGGCAAUAGCUGAGGUUCUUGAGCUUGAACCCUUGUGUUCUUCAGGGUAUUUGCUAGCGUCCAGCGUGUUCGCUGCAGAGAAAUCGUGGGAAGAUGUAGCGUCAAUGAGGAGGUUGGUGAAGGAGAGAAAAGUUCGGGUCGUUGCAGGUUAUAGCACGGUUCUUGAAGGAACCAUGUCUAGGAGGUUCUUGGCGGGAGAGAAGCUAAACCAAAGUGACUGUGAGAUAAAUACCGUCGUUCAGAGUCUUCAUAGAUGCUUGACAUCAGAAAAUUCAAUGGAAUGGAUCUCAACGAAAGUUUUUUAGGAGAAGAAGGUUUUAAGUAUUUGGCUCUUGCUAGUUUGCUGAGUGUUUCAAGAUGCAUGUCAGUUCUUGAUCAGGGCUAAAGCAAGUUCAUGCACUUUCUCUUCAUCUUGGUUACUGUUCGUAGCUCUCUGAUUAAUAUGUACUCUUAAACACGGAAGUAUGAUAGAAGCUUCAGAGAUAUUUGAUGAAACAUAUAUAUCUGAUAUUGUUUCUUUCACCAGCUAAGGUCGCUGGAUAUGCAGUACACGGGAAUACCAAAGAAGCGAUUCAUAUAUUUGAGAAAAGUGCAAGGGAACUGGCCAUUCCUAAAAGGAAUAUUAUGAAUAAAAAAUGAUUAUUUGUGGAA
Messenger RNA from Brassica napus (rape), 3265 nucleotides. RefSeq names its product pentatricopeptide repeat-containing protein At2g17210. NCBI's taxonomy places the organism in Eukaryota, Viridiplantae, Streptophyta, Magnoliopsida, Brassicales, Brassicaceae. The record is from RefSeq and is a predicted model, not a curated record. Bases 706 to 2919 code for a protein of 737 amino acids. Gene Ontology annotation, cellular component: intracellular membrane-bounded organelle. Gene Ontology annotation, biological process: RNA modification. Gene Ontology annotation, molecular function: protein binding; RNA binding. The transcript has a single exon.